This is a messenger RNA of Manis pentadactyla (Chinese pangolin), 462 nucleotides long. RefSeq names its product interleukin 17A (gene IL17A). Gene Ontology annotation, biological process: inflammatory response. Gene Ontology annotation, molecular function: cytokine activity. The record is from RefSeq and is a predicted model, not a curated record. The transcript is spliced from 3 exons. NCBI's taxonomy places the organism in Eukaryota, Metazoa, Chordata, Mammalia, Pholidota, Manidae. Gene Ontology annotation, cellular component: extracellular region. The coding region runs from base 1 to 462 and encodes 153 amino acids.
AUGGCCCCUGUGAGAACUUCAUCCGUGUCGCUUCUGCUGCUGCUGAGUCUGGCGGCUAUCGUGAAGGCAGCAAUAGCCAUCCCACAACCACCAGGAUGCCCGAAAACUGAGGACAAGAACUUCCCGCAGCAUGUGAAGGUCAACUUAAGCAUCUUUAACCGGAAUACAAAUUCCAGAAGACCCUCAGAUUACAGCAACCGAUCCACCUCACCUUGGACUUUCCAACGCAACGAGGACCCGGAGAGAUACCCCUCUGUGAUCUGGGAGGCCAAGUGCCGCCACUUCGGCUGCGUCAGCGCUGAAGGGAAGGUAGACCACGACAUGAACUCCGUCCCCAUCCAGCAAGAGAUCCUGGUCCUGCGAAGGGAGCCUCGGCACUGCCCCCACUCCUUCCGGCUGGAGAAGAUGCUGGUGGCUGUGGGCUGCACCUGUGUCACGCCCAUUGUCCACCGCAGGGCUUAA